AUGAAAAAACUUCUCAAUGCUGCAUCAUCCAAGUGUCAUCACCUCUUCUGUUUUAUCAAGCAACAACAACACUCACCAAUAGUCACCCCAAUAAUAAGGAGCUACUCAUCGGGAUUUGUUGAAAAUCCUCACACACAAGAGGAAGUCAAUGGUUUAAUUUAUAUUCCGAAUUAUCUCUCAGAGGACAAGGCCAACCAAUUACUGGCACAUCUCGAUUCUCACUCAUGGUUCGAUUCAUUAAUUUCUCGGAGAAUACAGUGCUACGGUAUUCACUAUUAUUUCACCAAAUUAUUCCAUCCUGGUCUACAGCCCAUGAGAAGAAGUAAUUUACCUCUUCAAGAACUUGAAUUUGUUACCAAAGAUAUCGAGCGAGAUUUUAGUAGUAUCGGAAUUAGAUUUAUGAAGGAUGAAGAAAUUGUAGGACUUCCCGACUAUUAUGAACGAUACAACUCGACAACAUCUCUCAGCAUGUCAUUGAGCUCAUCAGAAUUGUCAUCUCGUCAUUCCACCAUUAUUCCAAGUCUUGAUGAUGACACUACUAUUCACCAAGUUACUCAUGAAGACGACAGAAUUAAUCAAUGCCUCGUUCAAGAGUACUAUCAUCACACCAUUGCAAAACAUGUAGACAACACAAAUGUAUUUGGUAAAGAAAUUGUGGGUCUUUCUCUCGUGAAUGCUUGUGAAAUGGAUUUUGAACAUGCAGAAAAUCCCGAAAUUAACUUUAAGCUCUUAGUAGAGCCAAAUUCCUUACUUAUCAUGACGAAAGAUUCUCGGUUUCAAUGGAAACAUGGUAUUAAGCGAAAGAAACAUCACCCGAGAAGAAUUUCCUUGACAUUUCGUCAUUUGCUGUAUUCUCCUGAAACGACGAGAGUGGAGUGA
Molecule: messenger RNA, 879 nt
Organism: Naegleria fowleri
Lineage: Eukaryota; Heterolobosea; Eutetramitea; Acrasida; Naegleriidae
Exons: 1
Coding region: 1-879 (292 amino acids)
Biological process (GO): oxidative demethylation
Molecular function (GO): oxidoreductase activity; demethylase activity
Source: RefSeq, a predicted model, not a curated record